This is a messenger RNA of Paralichthys olivaceus (Japanese flounder), 4252 nucleotides long. The record is from RefSeq and is a predicted model, not a curated record. NCBI's taxonomy places the organism in Eukaryota, Metazoa, Chordata, Actinopteri, Pleuronectiformes, Paralichthyidae.
GGCACACUGACUUCAUCCGUCUGCACCGGAGCCGCGCACACUGUGGGACACACACUGUGGCUUAUACCGCGCCUUUAUUUGUUUUUUUUUUUCUAUCGAAGGAACUUGUUUUUGACUCGGCAACUUUUACUUAUGGUUCGUGAAAAUGGGGCUAAGUUGUGGUUUCUCUCGUGGAAACAUCGCUGUGCUGCUGCUGCUGCUGCUGCUGCUGGAAGGAGUGACAGCCCUGUACUUCCCUCAGAAUGAGUACAUCGAGACGGUGUACGUGGGCCAGCCGGCAGGUACGCCCAUCCUCCAGGUCCACGCCAUGCUGGACAAUGACUCAGAGCGGCCACAUUUCUACCUGUGCUGGAGCUCGAUCAGACGUCCAGCCUACAGCUCCUGGUUCCACCUGGACGUCAACACUGGAAUAUUGUCCUUGAACAAAACUCUGGAAGAGAACGACUUUGCCAUCCCAAAUCAACAUUCGUGGUCCGUGAAGAAGUUGGGCCUCCACGCCACGGUUUUACCAAACUUCUCCAGGAAGCCCCACUGCAUCAACAAGAACUCGCCUCGGAUCACGCUGGACUUUGUCAACGCCACGUUGCCCCAGUGCACCCACACAGAUAUGAAGGAGCUCUGCUUCCCCCAUAGAGACACCUCCAACCCUCACAUAAUGGAGAACAGGUUCCCCGGGGCCAUACGACAACUGCGACGACUCACCAGACUCAACGUCUGCCCCAACUACACCAUCUCUUACAACGUGGAGUCAGAAACCCCGGCACCGUUCGCUGUGAAUGAGAACAGCACAGAGCUGGUGGUGACGGCCCCACUGGACCGCGAGGAGAGUGAGUGCUACAGACUCCUACUGGUCUGCACAGUCCGAACAGACACAGUCAUCACCAAGGUGGAAACCUCCCUGGACGUGUUCGUCAUGGACGAGGAUGAUAACGCACCAUAUGUGAACGGGACGGACACGACGGACAUCGUUAUCAGCUUCAAUCGGACAAAGGGUGGCUCUUUUGGAACCUUGUAUGUCUUUGACAGGGAUUUAACCCCCAUCUAUCACAUAGACAACAGCCACAGUAAGUACGCCGGGACUUUGCUCAACAGCAACCCAUGGAUAAACAAAACAUUCGAAAUAAAAGGCACCUUCAGUGAAAAGAAAGCAGCUCAUGGAGGCAUUCGAGAGACCGUCCACGACUACCGUAAGUAAACCCAAGUACUAAAAUUUAUGUUUCUAUGAACACUGUACUCAAUAUGUGUGCUGACUCACUCUCAAACAGUGAGACUGCCACCUGCUGGUUACUUACUUACCAUGUAUAAUAAUGUCCAACUUUCAUUCCCUUGUCUCCUUCCUUCUCAGGUUGGCAGAGUGUGUGUGGAAAACUGCCAGCAGUUUGAUGGCUUCAGCGUCACGUACCGGCUCGAGGUUCCAGAUAAGAACGUGUCUGCUGAGCUGCAGUCCUGCUAUGCAGCCAUAAGCAUCACCCAGGCUCCCGACCAGAUGUGGGGGCUGCUCUACGUAAACGACUCGGAGGCUUUGCGCAGGCCUGAGUGUCAGGACCUGCAGUACUCUGUUGUAGCCCAGGAGGAGCACACGCAGCAGGAGGCCAGCACACAGAUCCACAUCAUACUAGAUAGUGAAGUAAACAAGGCCAGUCAGGAGAACCAGCAGUUCCUGUCCUGUGCUGAGAACAGACGACGAGGAGACUGUGAGUCUGUCCGAGGCCUGGGAGCAAAAACGGGGAGGUGUCAGUGGAGGCAAGGCACAGAGAAAGGGAUAUCUGAAAAUUACUCGACCUGCUCCCCUGACCUGCGGACAUGCCCUGACAGCUUCUGUGAUGCAGUGGAAAGCAAAGAUUCAUCAAUAUGCCCCCAAGACUGUACAAAGGAGACUGUGAUCGGAGGUCACGAACGAGGCGUGGGGAACGGGAUCAAGGCCGGAUAUGGAACUUGCUACUGCUACUUGGAAAGAUGUUUCUGUGAGAAGGAAGAUAUCGAGGAGGCGAUAUGCGACGACAUGUGUAAAACCAUCAUCGCCACCUCCCUGCUGCUCUCCUUCGUCGUCUCCAUCCUCCUCUCCUCAUACUUCAUUCACCGGUAUCACAAGAACUCUUCCAAGCCGCCCAUCGCCUCUGCAGAGAUGACAUUCCGUCGGCCGGCUCAGGCUUAUCCAAUCAGCUUCCCUGCGAACAACUUACGCCGUGGCUCUCAGGAAUCCAUCGAGACUGACACCUUUAAAAUACCUGAGGAUCCAAAGUGGGAGUUUCCUCGUAAAAACCUUGUACUUGGCAAAACUUUAGGAGAAGGAGAGUUUGGAAAAGUGGUCAAGGCAACAGCGUUCAGGCUGAAAGGAAAAGCAGGUUACACCACCGUGGCUGUGAAAAUGCUUAAAGAGAACGCCUCACACAGUGAGCUGCGUGACCUGCUGUCAGAAUUCACCUUACUGAAGCAAGUCAACCACCCGCACGUCAUAAAGAUGUAUGGAGCAUGCAGCCAGGAAGGUCCAUUGUAUCUGAUCGUGGAGUAUGCCAAGUACGGGUCACUCCGCAACUUUCUGCGCGAGAGUCGGAAAGUUGGCCCGAGCUACAUGGGCAGGGACGCCAACCGAAACUCCAGCUACCUGGAGAACCCAGAUGACAGGGCUCUCACCAUGGGCGACCUGAUCUCGUUUGCAUGGCAGAUCUCCAGAGGCAUGCAGUACCUGGCUGAAAUGAAGCUUGUUCACAGGGACCUCGCAGCACGAAACGUUCUGGUAGCUGAGGGAAGGAAGAUGAAGAUCUCAGACUUUGGCCUUUCCAGAGACGUGUACGAAGAGGACUCAUAUGUUAAGAGGAGCAAGGGUCGUAUUCCUGUUAAAUGGAUGGCAAUAGAAUCCUUGUUUGAUCACAUUUACACAACGCAAAGUGAUGUCUGGUCCUUUGGUGUGCUGCUGUGGGAGAUAGUGACACUUGGAGGAAACCCGUACCCAGGCAUCGCCCCCGAACGCCUCUUUAACCUCCUCAAGACCGGCUACAGAAUGGAGAGACCCGAGAACUGCUCAGAAGAAAUGUACAACCUCAUGCUUCGCUGCUGGAAACAAGAGCCAGACAAGAGGCAGACAUUCUCAGACAUCAGCAAGGAGCUUGAAAAGAUGAUGGUGAAAAGUCGGGAUUACCUGGACCUGGCGGCGUCCACACCGGCCGACGCCCUGCUGUACGACGACGCCCUCUCUGAAGAGGACACACCACUAGUGGACUGUAAUAACGCCCCUCUCCCUCGAACCCUCCCCUCCACAUGGAUUGAAAACAAGCUCUAUGGCAUGUCAUACCCGAACUGGCCUGAGAAGAGCCCGGUACCGCUCAACAGACAUGACGCCACUAAUCCAGUCUUUACAAGAUAUGCCAAUGAUAGUGUUUAUGCAAACUGGAUGGCUUUGCCUUCACCCGCAAAAGCUGUGGACAAGCUCGAUAGCUAAAGACAAACCGACUCUGUAGAAAAGAUGACUAAUUGGUAGAUGUAUAUAUUUCUAUAAGACUGUAUAUAUAUGCGAUCUGAUGCUAAAGUUGGUUCCCUUUUAUUUCUGUUGCAUGGGUAUUCAAGAUUUAAAACUGAGGUCUUUCUGCUGCAAAACUGGCUGGAUCAACAUAGACCAUGCUUCAUUCUGCUCUUCAGUAUGUUAAUUAUUACCUCAUGGGUCAUGUUGGCCAAGUUGUAUCACUGCAUGACUAGUGUACCAGAUUGUAUGUCAGUGUCAAUGUCUUUUUAAGUGCCUGUGCCGCUUCUACAAUAGCCUGCAAUUGUUAAUGUGUGACUGUGAAGAUCUUGCUCCAGCCCAGGAAUUAAAGGGGACGUCUUUAUCAUCAACCUGUUGUAGACAGCUGGGGAUUGACUGAGUGGACAAGGGAACAAAAGCGAAAUGCUGACCUUGUUCUGAAAAUGUAAAGUUUCUACUGUAGGAGGAUCGUGCUCCUCAAAAAAAUGUCAAAGACCCAUUUUGUGUUUCCCCCACAAGAUGUUUCAAAGCUGUUGUUGCCAAAGAAAAGUAACACAGAGAUGUGAACGGUUUUCUUGCUUUUGUUUUUUAUGAUAUUGUUUUUUACAUGAAAAAUAUCAACUAGUGAGUGCUCCUUCAGUGUCAGGACAUGAGACUUCAUGUCGAUUGUAACCAUGUCCUCUGUUCACUUUUUGAUUCAGUGUCCUUGUGGAUAAACCAUGAUUAUGUAAACUAAGGAGUGUUAUCAUUGUUAUGUUGUUAUUAUUUGAUUAUGUUACAUUAAUAAUAAACAUU